Messenger RNA from Vespula pensylvanica (western yellowjacket), 5090 nucleotides. RefSeq lists its product as uncharacterized. The transcript has 4 exons. The record is from RefSeq and is a predicted model, not a curated record. Gene Ontology annotation, biological process: regulation of transcription by RNA polymerase II. NCBI's taxonomy places the organism in Eukaryota, Metazoa, Arthropoda, Insecta, Hymenoptera, Vespidae. Bases 814 to 2595 code for a protein of 593 amino acids. Gene Ontology annotation, molecular function: transcription cis-regulatory region binding; DNA-binding transcription factor activity, RNA polymerase II-specific.
CUUUGUUGAUCUAGAAGUCGAUAAAUCGGUACGCACGAAUGUGUAUUCCCGCCAUUGUCGUACGUAGUGGGUUCAUUGUUAACCAUAUGCCGACCACCCCUCUCUAACAAAGUAAUAGACUCGUCCAUCUUCUUCGACUUCGUCUCAAUUAUUUUAUCGACGUACCGAUGAAAAUUGUGAAUGAUAUUUCGUGUGAUAGUGUUUAAAAAUAAUAACUUCCUCGAUCGCUCCUCGAAAUAUCAAAAUAAUUUAUUAAUCAGGAGUAAGAAGAAUAUUUUCUUUGUGCAUGGACUCGGCCAUUUUGCUGUGGUGGGGAAGGGGAAAGUGGAAGAAAAACAUGCUGCCACUUCUGUCAUUCGUGCCGAUCGUUUGGAGAUUUUCGUGGGCGGAACUAAACAAAGGAUUUAAGAUAAUCGCUAGGCCGAAUGUUCGAGCUCAAAAAAACUUUCGAGAAGUCGGAACGAAGUCUAAAAAGAUAUCUCGCGUGAAUUCCUUUGUCAGCCAUGUGCAAAUGGUGUAGCAUUUAAAACAUCCUCGCGAACGAAGCGUACCGACCAAUGAGUAUGGCCUAGGCCGUGUCACGUGACUUCGGCCGGCCAAUAGGCGGGACGAGAUUUGAAAUCGUGCGUGGUCUUUGUUCACGAGCCUACCGUCAACGUUACUUCAGUUCCGUAAAGGGGGCCCUGUGUCGGUGUUCGUUUAUACAUGGUCGCUGCUGAAAAUCGCAUAAUUUCCAAGUAAAUAUAUGUGUGAAAGUGGUGUUUCGCUGAGCGGACGACGUACUUCGAGGAUCGUCGAAUAUACGUCAGGUGAAUGUUGGAUACAGAGAGUAGACACGGUACUGGGCUGGAUCAGGGACCAUCGAGGGACCCUUGGCUCGCUAUGGAUUACUACUUGGGCACCGAUAGUCUUUCUCUUCAGGAAAUGCUCGAUGUCGACAUCAAAUGCGAGAUCGAAGGGGUAAUCGGUGGCCACGCAGAUCUUGGCUUCAAUUUCGGUGAUUUGUCGCCGUUAGAAUUGGACGACAAUCCGGUUGGAUGUGACAACGAUCUCAGCGGAUGGUUCGGUUCCACCAGUUUGCUCAACGGCAACAGCAAUAGCUCUAACAGCAAUUUCAAUUUCGAUUUGAGUGGCGGCGAUGCUGCCUCCAUUAUGGUGAACCCCAAUUCGGUAAUGCCCCACAUGGCCAUCCACAGUCCUACGCCAAAUAGUAACAGACGGCACUUUUCUUUCUCGCCAAAGAUAGACGUUAAAGAUGAGAAAAUAGACGUCGAGAACGAGGUAGAAAAUGAAGAUGAUAAUGAGAAUGACAACGAGAACGACAAUGAUAAUGAUAAUGAAAACGAGAAUGAAAAUGAUCAUGAUAAUGAUAAUGAUAAUGAUAAUGAUAAUGAGAAUGAUAAUGAUAAUGAUAACGAUAACGAUAACGAUAACGAUAAUGAAAAUUAUAACGAGAUCGAUACGGAAAUCGAACAAUAUGAAAACGACAUAACGGAAACCGAGGAGGACACCGAGGAUGAGCAGGAAGUAGCGAGGACGAUUCCGAUUUUAAAAGCAAAGCCGUCUACUACGAUACCGGUAAAUACUGCCGUUAAAACGAUAUCACCUCAAAUAACGAAGGCUCAUCUGUCACCGAAAAUCAGUACGAUAUCCGGCAUAAGGGUACAAAAUUUUAAGGUCCUGCAGAGUCAACCGAGUCAACAACAACCGCAGCAUGUUAGGAAGCAGAUUUACAAUAACAAUGUUCACGUCAGCACGACUUCUUCCCCAGCGAUCUCAACGAUUAAUAAAGAAUUCGAUUUGUCCGAUUACGAGGACAAGCUCUAUCCGAAGCCAGCGUAUUCUUACUCCUGUUUGAUCGCCAUGGCCUUGAAAAAUAGUCAAACGGGCUCCCUGCCAGUUUCAGAAAUUUACAACUUUAUGUGCGAGCACUUUCCAUAUUUUAAAACUGCACCAAACGGUUGGAAGAACUCUGUGAGGCAUAAUCUUUCGUUGAAUAAAUGUUUUGAAAAAAUUGAGAAACCAGCUGGAAAUGGAAACCAAAGAAAAGGCUGUUUGUGGGCAAUUAAUCCAGCCAAGAUAGCAAAAAUGGAUGAAGAAGUUCAGAAAUGGUCAAGAAAGGAUCCAUUGGCAAUUAAAAAGGCAAUGAUAUAUCCGGAUCAUUUAGAGUUACUUGAAAGAGGAGAGAUGAAGUAUGCUGGCAGUGGCGAUAUGUCAGAAGAAACAGAAAGUUCUGGCGAUGAGACUGCAGAAGAAAGUGCUGUAUACGAUGAAUCUAUACACAGUCAUAUCGCAGCUAAUUCAGUUACAGAUAGUUAUGAUGAAAGUAGUCAGGAUUGCGAUGUUGACAUCACGGAACAUCUUUAUGAUGAAAUUGACAUAGAGGAUAAUAAAGAUGCUCUGCACAUGCAAUUAAAUAUUACUAAACAAGAGGCAAUUGAAUAUGAAUUAAGUCCUAGUACAAAAAAGCAAAAAACUUUAACAGGUGCGAUACAAGGAAAUUACGUAUAUCAACCAGUAACUACUUCUCGAAGAAAAGCGCCUCUACUUUUAAGAGCUGGAACCACAGCCGAAUCUUUUCUUAAAAUUGAAUAAAUUUAGAUAUUAUUUAACAUAUUCAAAAGGAUAAAUAUAUCUAUAAGUAUUACACCCAUUUCUCCGAGGUUUCGAUAAAAACGUUUCAUGUGCCCAUAGAACAAAUCACUGUUUUUCUCGGAAAAUAGAAAGUGCAUCAAAUUUUAUGCAAUAUAACGAUCUUGUGAGUUGAGUUUCGGAUGCAUUUGUAUAUCGUAUAUCAUAAUAUCCAUGAAAAAAAUUCAAAAGCAUUGGUAAAAUAAUUAAUUCGUAAUUGUUAUACAUCUUUCGAAUUCUUUUCAUCGUUAAUACAUAUAAAUGAUCUUCGAUAUACCACAUCAUCUUGCUCAUAAUAAUUAUUUAACUUUUAAUAUAACAUAAACUUUGUGAGAUUAUAAAAGUUCUAAUUUUUAUAUAUAUCACGAUAUGUGUGCAUGGAAAUACUUUUUUGUCAUGCCUCGAUUACCAAGUAAAAUUAUGAGUAGACAGAAAGCAGCCGCAAACAUCAGUACUAUAUAGUGUACAUACGAUGAUGAAAAGUAUAACAAGCAAAGUGGUAUAUAUCCCACUAUCAGUUUAACAUGUUAGCUUUUAUAUGAUCGAAAAUAUUAAGUUGUAGAUUUAAAACUUUAGUAAUUUAUGUAACAAACUUACUAGUAUAUAUGUCAUGCGUUUUAGAUCGUAUAGGAGUAUGUGCUCGUGAACCAGCACAAUCAUAAAUAUCGUGUUUACUUUACACACUGCAUUAGUAACUAUGAUAAGAUGUAUAGUUACAUACGAAGAUCUUCCAAAUUCAUUAAAUGAUUUUACAAACUUCCGUUUAAUACUAUUGCGAAUAUUCACCGAUCUUAUUUCUCUGUAAUCUCUAUACACGUAUAGUUAUCAUUCUAGCACCAUAGACAAUUUAAAAAUGUCUUCUCUAAUUUGACAUAUCCUUCUUAUCGUAGCUCUUAUUUUUGUUUUUUUUUUCUUUUGUUCUUUUUGUAAAAAUAUACGUAUUGCUUUGCAAUUUUAUAUGUCUGAUAAACAAAAGUGUAUGGAGAAAACGAAUAAUAACAAACAACUUUAUGUUUAUGUCAAAAAACUGUUAUAUUAUAUAUAACUGAACAUUGCGGUAAAAAAAAAAAAAAAAAAAAUGAGUUUAGAAUGCAGUAAUUUAUAACGUUUUAUCUGUAUCAUCAGCAUUAUCAUUGUUUAUAUUUUGUAACUAUGACUAUAUUUGAAACGAAAAAAAAAAAAAAAAACGAAAAAAAAUGUAACAUAGAUUAAUAAGUAUUUGGUCAUUCUAAUGUUGGCCAGACUGAUGUAUUAUACUUUUUAUACAUUUCUGAGAUAAAUAAUAAUUGUAAAUGUUUCUGCAAUUAUAUACCUGAAAACAUAAGAUUACGUAGUAUCACAUUUAGGUAGAGUACAAAGACGACAGCUAUGGAAUGGUCAAGAAAAAAUUUUUUAUAGAAUAAGCAGAUGGGAAUUGUAUACCUGAUUUGUUUUUAAGUAUAACAGUAAUCGUAUUCUUAGUUUUUAUUUAAUUGUAGAAAAAUGUUCCUUUCUCAACUUAGGACAAUGUUCAAUCGACAAUUUGAUUUUUCGUAUAAAAAGUAUAUAAAUUGAGAUUUCAUAGCUUUUCAGAAUAUUAUUGAAAUUUUUAUAUCGACGAUACGUGCAUAUCAUUAAUUGAUUUUAAUAUUGUAUAUACAUCUUGCAAGUAAUAAUGCUAGGUUGUAUAACAAAAACCCUUUUUUUUUUCCUUUUUUAAAUAAUGAUAUGACGAAGCUCACGUUUAUGAGUUUUCCUUAAAAAUAUUAUAAUACAACGUACCUAAUGGUUUGCUUUAUCGACAUUAUUUUACUAAUACUUUUACAGUAACGUACAAACAUAGGAUCAAUCGAUACAAACUUUGUAAAGUAUCUAAUCGAUAGAACUCUUUUAAUUUUUUAGAAAAAAAUUCUAUCCUUUUAGACGUGCUUUCUAAUUAUCCUAUAUAUUUACAUUAAUUACGGUAGCAUACUUGAUUUGAAAAAAUACGUACAAGAUCUGUAACUAAUAUUUAACAAGAAUUAUUUCAAUAUUAGUAAAAAGAGAAUAUGCACACUUUGUCUCCAAGUUAUUACCACUCUUAUCCAUCGUAUCUUCUAAGAAUAUAGAACUUAAUUAAAAAACAAUAUUAUAUUCAAAAUAAGUUGUACAUAGUAAGAGCUAUCUCUAAAUUUAUCUAACAAUAGACAAAGUACUAAUAUACUUGUAUUACAACAUUUUUAGGAAAAUCAAACGUGGUAUUAUAAAUCUAUCAUGUACUAAUACAAUAGAAAGCUUGCUUUAAGAUGUAUAAAGUAUGUUUUAUGAUUAAGAAAUGGGACCAAUCUUUCAAGUUUGAUUUUAUCACACAAAGAUGUUCUUUUUUGUUUCUCAUAAGACAGACUUAGUUGACUCAAAGAUACAUUUUGUAUAGAAAGUAUUUGUAUUACUGUAAAUACUUCUUUUUUUUUCUAAUAAACAUUAAUAGAUUUUUAAUCAUA